Messenger RNA from Geodia barretti, 492 nucleotides. NCBI's taxonomy places the organism in Eukaryota, Metazoa, Porifera, Demospongiae, Tetractinellida, Geodiidae. The record is from the annotation of a GenBank genome assembly.
AUGGGAGACAACAACAGCGGCGCCGCCAACGUCUACCGCGAGAUUGGACCCCGGGCCGGAUUGGCCUGCGGCGCUUUGGACAUCGUCAAGGGCAGCCUGGCCGUAGUCCUGGUUGGCGUAAUUGCCCGCGACAGCGGGAUCCAGAUGCUCGCCGGCAUCUGCGCGUUCGCAGGACACGUCUGGCCGGUGUUCCUGCGGUUCAAGGGCGGUCGCGGGGCGGCUGUGGCCGUCGGCGUUCUGUUUGCCACUGUACCGGCAAUUGCUCUGCCCCUUGGCGCGCUGUCCCUGGUUGCCCUCUUUCACACAAGAAAGUCUAUGGUCGCCCUUUUCAUGUUUCUUGCCGGUGUCCCGAUCCUGAGUUGGGUGGCCGUUUUGACCGUUGACCUUUCGGCCGCCAAAGCCGGCUACGUCCUCGCCAUGCCGGUGAUGGCUGGACUGAGUCAUAUCUACUCGACGCUGGUGUUGCCGAAAUUUGGCGCCACCGCAUCCUGA